UUACGCUAUUGGAUAGAACGCCGCCGUAAAGCGGAAGGCUGUCAUGGGAGCAACGUAACGUGAAGAGAUGUCCGUCUUUUGUCACUAACUUAAUCAUUUUAUCCCGAUUAACUUUAGCACAUACUCAACUUUAUGUCAAACACGGGUCAACAUGGCGGAGAAGUUUGAUAAUCUUGAGGAACACCUCGAGAAAUUUAUCGAGAACAUUCGUCAACUCGGUAUUAUUGUCAGCGAUUUUCAACCAAGCAGUCAAACGGGACUCAAUCAGAAACUGAACUUUAUGAUCACUGGAUUACAGGACGUUGAGAAAUGCAGACAGCAACUUCAUGAUAUUAAUGUACCUUUGGAGGUGUUCGAGUAUAUUGAUCAGGGUCGUAACCCUCAACUCUAUACCAAGGAGUGCUUAGAGCGAGCAUUGGCUAAAAAUGAACAGGUUAAGGGAAAGAUUGACACCUUGACGAAAUUUAAAAGCCUCCUUAUAUCCGAGCUGGGAAAGGUUUUUCCUGAAGAGAUGGCCAAAUAUAAGGCUAUUCAUGGAGACGACCCUCCUUCAUGAUCGCUGUUGCCGGUUCAAACACAAGAUGUACAUAUGUGGAUAUUAAUAUAAAACGUUUUUUAUGAUUCUGAUCAUAUCAGUCAGAUAUGCAAGUUUCUACAGCUUUUUCAUGUUUGCAUUUGCCUUUCACAAGAUAGUGGUUGGAAAACUGGGGGAUUUUUCUUAACGCCUUGUAAUUUUUGCAGCAUUUUCCAGUUGAAUAAAUUGAUUGUUUUGUAGUCACAACAGGUUUUUUGUUUAUGUGAUUGUUUUUCUUUCAUUUAUAAUGGAAAUAUCUGUGAGUUUUUGGUUUUAUUAAAGCACUGUUUAAAGUUA
Messenger RNA from Misgurnus anguillicaudatus (oriental weatherfish), 871 nucleotides. RefSeq names its product mediator complex subunit 10 (gene med10). Gene Ontology annotation, molecular function: transcription coregulator activity. Gene Ontology annotation, cellular component: mediator complex. NCBI's taxonomy places the organism in Eukaryota, Metazoa, Chordata, Actinopteri, Cypriniformes, Cobitidae. The record is from RefSeq and is a predicted model, not a curated record. Gene Ontology annotation, biological process: regulation of transcription by RNA polymerase II.